This is a messenger RNA of Anopheles gambiae (African malaria mosquito), 2206 nucleotides long. Its product is annotated as phospholipase A1 member A. Gene Ontology annotation, molecular function: lipase activity. The record is from RefSeq and is a predicted model, not a curated record. Bases 952 to 1929 code for a protein of 325 amino acids. NCBI's taxonomy places the organism in Eukaryota, Metazoa, Arthropoda, Insecta, Diptera, Culicidae. The transcript is spliced from 8 exons.
UUAGUGUGUUGCCCGGCAACGGCAGUGCUGGUUGAGCUUUGCCCAGCAUCCCGGCAGAGCUUCAGAAAGGGCGGUGUAAACGCUUCCUUCGCACUGUGCGGAAUCACAGGAAGGUGUUUAAUUGAGUAAAAGGAAGUGUUUGUUGCUGCGUGCUUGUAAACAAAGUGAAGCAAAUGGGAAAACCCCAUCCCUUGGACUGUCUGCGUUGGACCCUUUUGUUUGAACAUUCGCUUAAAAACACCCUCAGCUCAGGAUGUCUGCCCAGCGCGCGUGGAAUCGCUCGUGACGCGCCGUGGAAAAGCAAAUGGGUGAGAAAAACAGCUUCCCCAUGGCUGGCGCAAGCCCACAAACAAAGCGGCAAUGCUCGGAUGGUUAAGCAUGGGCGAGCAUGCCAUCGGGCGGAAGAAAACGCGAAAAGCUCAUUUCAGUUGCUGCUCUCGACCAGCGCGGUUCGUUCGCGGUUCGAUCGGUGUUCGGUUCGGUCGGGUUUUCUUCCUUUCGCUUAAUGCGCGUGCAAAGUGGAAAUUCUGACCAUCCAGGAAGUGUUUGUUUAAUCCGAAUUAUAAAUAGAAUGUGAAUCAAAAGUGGAAAUAAGUGGAAAAAUUGAAUUAUCCAUCCAGCUCCGGCAGUCAAAUUAAACGUAAUUUGUCCCGAUAGCUGGAUUCAAACCGGUGCAAUCCCGGUUCCCAGACAGCUUGCAUGCGUUCUUUCCUUCUGUUUCUUUCAACCACUUUCCGUUAGUGAAAAAGAAUAUUCUAUUUGCGUAUUCAGUGAUGUGAGUGAUCCGAGCCGCAAUUCUUCCACACCUCGGGCAAGUGCGUUUAAAAUGGUUCCGAUGUAAUUGUUCCAACGCCACUCCGAAACACGUGUGUCCAAAUCCAAAAUAACAAAACAAAAACCUGUGCAAAGCUGCCGUAAACCGUCGCAAAAGAAGCAAGCGAACAAGCCAUUAUGAGGCUAUUAUUCGGCGUGCUUACCGUUCUAUCGCUGCUGGCAGGGAUAGGCGCCAUUUUUCAGGGUGGCGUGCUGGAUCUCAACUUCUUUCGCUGCAUGUGGACAAAGAACUACGAGUGCCCACACGAGGACAUAAAGUUUUUCCUCUACACGCCAACCUUUCGGAAGGGGCGAAUCAUCGAUAUGAACGAGCCGAAGUCCAUCUUCAAGGUCGGCUUCAAAACGAACCAGCAGACGGCGAUCAUCAUCCAUGGUUUCAACGGGACGCAGACGAGCCGGCACAUAAUGUUCCUGAAGGAUGCCUACCUUUCGCGUAAGUUCAACGUGUUUGCAGUCGACUGGGAGGUGUUGUCGCAGUAUCCGUGCUACUUCUCGUCGCUUUCCAACACCAAGCUGGUGUCGCAGUGUACGGCACAGCUUUAUUCCUUCCUAACGUUUGCCGGCUGUACAAGCAAACAGAUCACGUGCGUAGGACACUCCCUUGGGGCACACAUAUGCGGCAUGAUGAGUAACCAUCUAACGAAAAAGCAGUAUAAAAUUAUAGGUCUCGAUCCAGCACGACCCUUGAUAGAGAAGCAUGCAUCGAAAAAGUUUCGUCUAACAAGGGAUGAUGCCCGCUCGGUGCAGAUCAUACACACAAAUGCCGGCCUGCUCGGGCAAAGCUCGUUUUCCGGCCGGGUGGACUUUUGCAUCAACGGUGGCCAGGUGCAGCCUUAUUGUGAGGGCGAUCGAAUUAAACAAGCCCGAUGUAGCCACUUUCUGAGUGUGUGCUACCUUGCCAAUGCCAUUCUAGCCUCCAGACCGAUGCGUGCGUUCCGUUGCCCGUCCGGAUGUGUGCCAGACAACCGGAUACCCUUCGUGAAGUCAAACCGUGUGCGAAUGAAAUGGCUCACCGUCGGGCAGGAUACACCGGGAAAUGUGACUGGAGGAUACUGUGUUCACAUGGAGCAGAACAUGAACUGUCCGUUUAACUAAGGAACUAAUUGAAGAAUUGAAAUAUUGAAGAUAUUGAAAUUGAAGAACAACCGCAAAGGACAAGGUGCAGUGUAAUUCCUAACGCAUUACAAAAAGAACAAGCAUUUGGUUUUACAAAUACCAGUAUUAAAGCAAGCAACAGGGCAAGCUUAACGAAAUGCACAAGAGAUGCACGGAGGCAGUAUCAAAUUGCAGAAAAAAAAACGAAAACAACAUCAUAGCUGGCUAGCAUUAAGUUCGAUUUAUCGCUGUAAAUAAACCCCUAAACAUCGUGUAA